Thlaspi arvense is the source of this 1822-nucleotide messenger RNA. The record is from the annotation of a GenBank genome assembly. NCBI's taxonomy places the organism in Eukaryota, Viridiplantae, Streptophyta, Magnoliopsida, Brassicales, Brassicaceae.
CAGCAAUCAUCCCCAAUUUGAGCCUAAAUGUAAACCGAAAUUCUAAUUGCGGAAAGUAUACCAGUAACAAUAAGUCAAUAAAGCCUAAAUUAACCGGCUUUCUCCUUCUAUGCCCUUUCUCACUCGCUUCUUCUUCUCCAUUGAUUCUUCCAAAGCAAGCUUCUUCGAUCUUCCUCAGAUUAUGUCUAGGAGAUGGUACCUAGUUUUGGAUUCGUUGCGUCGCGUUCGUCGCGGCGAUGUAGGAACCCUAAUUUCGAGUCCCCUUCGCAAUCGCACAGUUUGCACAUCCUCAAGGGAUCUUCUUCCCUCAUCAUCGAAUCACGGUGUUGUGGAGGAGAGUUAUUUUCUAGCUGAAUUAUCUUCAUUACUUCCAAUUUCAUCUAAAACCUCAUUGCCCAAAGACGAUAAUAGCUCGAAGAAUCAAGUAGCCAUUGAUUCCUUUUUGUCGCCGGAGGAAAAACUCAGAGGCGUGAUUCUCCAGAAGCUAAAGGGGAAAUCUGCUAUACAAAAGGCUUUUACUAGUCUCGGUAUCGAUCUGAGUAUCGAAACUGUGGCGAAUGUUGUCGAUCAAGGGAGUUUAAGCGGCGAAGCAAUGGUUACCUUUUUCGAUUGGGCGAUUCGCGAGCCUGGUGUAUCUAAAGAUGUUGAUAGCUACUAUGUGAUCUUAAAAGCGUUAGGAAGAAGAAAGUUCUUCUCUUUCAUGACUGAUGUUUUAAAGGGAAUGGCAUGUGAAGGUGUUAACCCUGAUCUCAAGUGUUUAACCAUUGCAAUGGAUAGCUUCGCCAAGGCUCAUUACGUGCGUAAAGCGAUACAAUUGUUCGAGGAAACCGAAGGUUUCGGUGUGAAAUGUAGUAGUACAGAGUCUUUCAAUGCGCUGUUGCGUUGUCUCUGCGAGCGUUCUCAUGUGAGUGCGGCGAAUUCGUUGUUUAAUACAAAGAAAGGAGAGAUAGCCUUUGACAUUUGCACUUACAACAUUAUGAUUAGUGGGUGGUCGAAGCUCGGUGAGAUUGAAGAGAUGGAGAAGGUCUUGAAGGAGAUGAUUGAAAAUGGGUUCGAUCCUGACUGUUUUUCUUUCAGCUACCUUAUCGAAGGCUUGGGAAGAGCAGGUCGUGUUAAUGAUUCCGUUAAGAUCUUUGAUAGUAUCAAUGUUCCUGACGCAAAUGUUUACAACGCUAUGAUCAGUAACUUCAUUUUUGCUCGAGAUUUCGAUGAAUCUGUGAGGUACUAUCGAAAGAUGCUUGAGGAGUGUGAACCGAACUUGGAGACUUACUCGAAGCUUGUUUCGGGGUUGAUUAAAGGGCGUAGAGUCGCGGAUGCGCUUGAGAUAUACGAAGAGAUGUUGUCAAGAAAGUUUGUUCCCGCCACAGGGGUCGUCACCUCUUUCAUCAAGCCGCUUUGUUGCUACGGGCCACCACACGCUGCGAUGGCUAUCUAUCAGAAAGCGAGGAAAGCCGGGUGUAAGGUAUCGGAGAGUGCUUAUAAGCUGCUGCUUAAGCGGCUUUCGAGGUUUGGGAAAUGUGGGAUGCUGUUGAACGUGUGGUACGAAAUGCAAGAGUCUGGAUAUGCUUCAGAUGUGGAAGUCUAUGAGUAUAUUGUGGAUGGGCUUUGUAACAUUGGGCAUUUGGAGAAUGCUGUGCUUGUGAUGGAAGAAGCUAUGCGUAAAGGGUUUUGCCCGAACCGUCUUGUUUAUAGUAGGCUAAGUAAUAAACUAAUUGCUUCGAAGAAAACUGAAAUGGCUUAUAAGCUUUUUCUGAAGAUCAAAGAGGCUCGUCUUAAAGACAAUGCUCGUAGAUUCUGGAGAAGAAAUGGGUGGCACUUUUGA